Rhizopus microsporus ATCC 52813 is the source of this 306-nucleotide messenger RNA. RefSeq lists its product as uncharacterized. The coding region runs from base 1 to 306 and encodes 101 amino acids. NCBI's taxonomy places the organism in Eukaryota, Fungi, Mucoromycota, Mucoromycetes, Mucorales, Rhizopodaceae. The record is from RefSeq and is a predicted model, not a curated record. The transcript has a single exon.
AUGCUCAAAAAAGAAACCUGGUCACGCAUUGCAAAUCGCUUUUUGCAGCCUACUGCGAGACUUGCCUAUGAAUCCCUGGCCCUAGGCUCGUCUAAACAUAUACAAGUGCUUUCAGGACUACGUGUUGAUGGUCAAACAAUCAUUGUUUGUACGGUCUGGGCUAUCUGGCGGUGUCAUUGGCGUUUUGUAUCUGAUGGUCGUACCUUCUGGCCCGAUGAAGCUGCUGCACGAGCAACGCAAGCAAUCAAGCGAAUACAUGAUGAGAAUAUCUAUAGAGAGCGUCUAAAAACAUCUCGCUCAGGUUAA